AUGGAAAAAGCAUCGAUCCUCGUCUACAGAAAUGAAUUACGAACUGAAUUGAAUGUUCUAGCUACCGUGUUCGAAGCAUUUGAAAAGGAUGUUAAGCCGUUGGUAUGUAUUGCUCAAGACGAAUUGAAAAUUAACAUCGACAAUCCCGAUGUUCACAAGCACCUGCUAGAAUUACCAGAUAAUACAAUAAAAUGUCUACCUGAAUACUUAACGCUAGUUCCGGGCAUGAAUGUUCUACUGACGCAAAACAUGGCUACAGAAUUGAAGUUACCUAGUGGUACAACGGCAAUAUUUCGCGAAUUAGCCUAUGUGCAAGCAGAUAACAAUCUCAGCAACGUCGAUACGACAAAGUUUCCAACUCCAUCUUCAUCCAAGAGCCCUUGUAUGCACUAG
This is a messenger RNA of Didymodactylos carnosus, 393 nucleotides long. The record is from the annotation of a GenBank genome assembly. Lineage: Eukaryota; Metazoa; Rotifera; Eurotatoria; Philodinida; Philodinidae.